Anneissia japonica is the source of this 2000-nucleotide messenger RNA. Its product is annotated as galactose-specific cell agglutination protein gsf2-like. The transcript is spliced from 2 exons. The coding region runs from base 108 to 2000 and encodes 630 amino acids. The record is from RefSeq and is a predicted model, not a curated record. NCBI's taxonomy places the organism in Eukaryota, Metazoa, Echinodermata, Crinoidea, Comatulida, Comatulidae.
CAGAUCCAACAGAUUGCACCAAGUAUUAUACUUGCUAUUUGGUUGAAGUUCAUUUAUCAUGUGGUGCUGGCCAAGCAUUCAAUGAUGUACUAAAAUAUUGUGACUGGAUGCAUAGUGUCCAGUGUGAGGUCGAUGAUAUAGAACCAACAGUAGAAACUACAGUAACAGAAAUGUUAGCAACUACAGCGACGGCAGGGGAACCAACUACAGUAGCAGUACUGGAAACAACUACAAUGGGAUCUGAGGAAACAACUACAGUAGCGGAAAUGGAUCCACCUUCAGAAGUGGCAGUGGAACUAACUACUGUAGCGGCAGUGGAACCCACUGCUGUAGCGGCAGUGGAAACAACUACAACAGGAGAGGAGGAAAAAACUACAGUAGCGGAGAUGGAUUCAACUACAACAGUGGAAAUGGACACAACUACUGUAGCGGCAGUGGAAACAACUACAGUAGUUGCAGUGGAACCAAAUACUUUAGCGGCAGGGGAAACAACUACAAUAGUGGCAGUGGAACCAACUACUGCAGCGGCAUUGGAACAAACUACUGGAGCAGCAGUGGAAAUAACUACAACAAAGGAAACAACUACAUUGUGGGCAGUACAACCAACUACUGUAACUGCAAAUGAAUUAACUACAGUAGUUGCUAUGAAAUCAACUACUGAAGCAGCAAUGGAACCAACUACUGUAGCGACAGUGGAAAUAACUACAGCAGUUGCAGUGGAACCGACUAUUGUAGCGUCAUUGAAACCAACUACUGUAGCGGCAGUGGAAAUAACUACAGCAGGAGCAGAGGGAACAACUACAGUGGUGGCAGUGGAACCAACUACUGUAGCUCCAUUUAUAUUAACUACAGCAGCGGCAUUGGAAUCGACUACUGUAGUGGCUGUAGAACCAACUGAUGUAGCGACAGUGGAAUCAAUUACUGUAGCUGCAGUUGAAACAACCACUGUAGCGGCAGAGGAACCAACUACUGUAGCGGUAGUAGAAACAACUACUGUAGCGGCAGUAGAAACAACUACAAUAAGAGCAGAGGAAACUACUAUUGCAGCAGAAAUGGACCAAACUACAAUAGAUAGAGUGGAAUUAACUACAGAAGCGGCAGUGGAACCAACUACUGCAGUGGCAGUGGAACCCACUACAGUAGCGGCAGUGGAAACAACUACAGUAGUAGAAGACGAAACAACUACUAUAGUGGCAGUUGAUCCAACUACUGUAGCGGCAGUGGAAGCAACUUCAAUAGGAGUAGAAGAAACAACUACAAUAUUGGUAGUGGACCCAACUACUGUAACAGCAGUGAAACCAACUACAAAAGUGGUAGUGGAUCCAACUACAGUAACGGAAGUCGAAAAAACUACUGUCGCGGCAGUGGAAACAACUACAAUAGGAACAAAGGGAACAACUACAGUAGUUGAAAUGGACGCUACAGUAGAACCAACAAUAGAAACUACAGUAACAGAAAUUGCACCAACUACAGUGGCGCCAGUGGAACCAGCUACAGUAGCGCCAGUAGAACCAACUACAAUAGCGACAAUGAAAGCAACUACAAUGGGAUCAGAGGAAACAACUUCAGUAGUGGCAGUUGAACCAUCUACUGUAGCGGCAGUGGAAAUAACUACAGCAGGAGCAGAGGGAACAACUACAGUGGUGGCAGUGGAACCAACUACUGUAGCUCCAUUUAUAUUAACUACAGCAGCGGCAUUGGAAUCGACUACUGUAGUGGCUGUAGAACCAACUGAUGUAGCGACAGUGGAAUCAAUUACUGUAGCUGCAGUUGAAACAACCACUGUAGCGGCAGAGGAACCAACUACUGUAGCGGUAGUAGAAACAACUACUGUAGCGGCAGUAGAAACAACUACAAUAAGAGCAGAGGAAACUACUAUUGCAGCAGAAAUGGACCAAACUACAAUAGAUAGAGUGGAAUUAACUACAGAAGCGGCAGUGGAACCAACUACUGCAGUGGCAGUGGAACCCACUACACGGCAGUGGAACCAACUACUCUAG